UGCGCACCGUCACCUUUCUGAAGAGUUUACAAAGAGGAGGGAAAAUUUAGUUGUUAGAAUGGGAGGUUCGGACAGUAAACUAAAUUUCAGGAAAGCCGUCGUUCAGCUGACAACAAAAAAGACGGCUGUCGAAGCGACAGAUGACACCUUUUGGGAUCAGUUUUGGUCUGAGUCGUCGGCGACUAUCAGUGACGUUUUUACUUUGAUUCCUGCCUCGGAAAUCAGAGCUUUACGAGACGAGAAUCCCUCAAAUUUGGCGACGCUUUGCUACAAGUGUGUCGAGAAGCUUCAUAAUGCCACUUUGACUGGUUGUUCCAACCCUUCUGAACAACUUUCUGUCCUAAACUGUGUGCGUCUGUUGACACGGUUUGUGCCAUACAUUUUUGAGGAUCCAGAUUGGAGAGGGUUCUUCUGGUCCACUGUUCCAGGACAGGAAGAGGAAAGUUUUCAUGGGGGCGAAGAGGCUGCAGAAGCAAGACCCCCACUUGCUCAAACACUUCUCAGUGCAGUUGCAGAUCUGUGUUUCUGUCCAGAGUUUACUGUUCAUCCUCCAAAAAAAACUGGUCCAGAUCAGCCUGAGGAUCUGUCUUCAAUUGAUAGCUGUGAAUAUAUAUGGGAAGCUGGUGUUGGAUUUGCAUCAUCCCCUCCCAGCAAUCCACAGUUUGAUUGCAGCAGAUCUGAACUUCUAAAAUUACUGCUGACUUGUUUUUCUGAAGCAAUGUACCUUCCUCCCACAGCUGAAAAUCACUGUAGACCAAAUAAAUGGCUGUCGUUUUUCUCAUCAGCUGGGAAUAGACAUGCUCUUCCAAUAUUCACCUCUCUGUUAAAUCUUGUGUGCUCGUAUGACCCCCUUGGAUAUGGAGUGCCAUAUAACCACCUUAUGUUUGCUGAUUACCGUGAACCUCUGGUGGAGGUUGCUGCUCAAUUGCUUGUUGUCCUUUUGGAUCAUGAUUCAAUGCAGCCCACCCCAACUACAAUGAAUGGAACUGAUACAGAACACUCUUUUGAGGAACCUCCAGUUGAUAACCUUUUCUGUAAUUAUUUGUCACGAAUACACAGAGAAGAGGACUUUUACUUUAUUCUCCAUGGUGUUGCAAAUCUACUCAAUAACCCUCUUGUUCAAACAUAUCUUCCAAAUUCUUGCAAGAAAGUUAGUUUCCAUCAAGAACUUCUAGUUCUAUUUUGGAAGAUGUGUGACCAAAACAAGAAAUUUCUGUUCUACGUGCUGAAGAGCAGUGAUGUGCUGGAUAUCUUGGUCCCAAUUCUUUAUCACUUGAAUGAUGCAAGGUCUGAUCAAUCUCGUCUAGGUUUGAUGCAUAUAGGAGUGUUCAUAUUACUGCUUUUAAGUGGAGAAAGAAAUUUUGGAGUCCGUCUCAAUAAGCCAUACUCUGUUAGAGUGCCAAUGGACAUUCCUGUGUUUACAGGGACCCAUGCUGAUUUUCUUGUUAUUGUGUUCCAUAAGAUCAUUACAAAUGGACAUCAAAGACUUCAACCACUGUUUGACUGUCUUUUGACAAUUAUUGUCAAUGUUUCUCCCUAUUUGAAAUCCUUAUCAAUGGUGGCUGCCAAUAAAUUGCUUCAUCUUUUGGAGGCAUUUUCCACUCCCUGGUUCCUGUUCUCCAAUGCCACCAAUCACCAUUUAGUGUUUUUCUUGCUGGAGAUCUUUAAUAACAUCAUUCAGUAUCAAUUUGAUGGAAACUCUCAUCUCGUGUAUGCAAUUAUAAGAAAGAGAAAUAUCUUCCACCAGUUGGCAAAUCUUCCAACCGAUCCUGCUACUGUUCAGAAGCCAAGAAGGAGACUUACAUCCCAAGGUUCAGACAAGGAUGCCCAGACCUCAGGCAGUGAGGGAGAAGAAAAGAAGCCUGGAACGAGUGCUUCAGCGGCCGAGGGUUUACCGGAGAUGUCCGCAGACAUGUCUGUGAAAGAAGUUCGCAAUCCUGCCAGUGAAUCAGAAACUAGUGAUGUAGAAGCACGGUCCCCUGGGGAAGCAACCCCACCCAGUACCCCUGGAACAUCCCGCACAGAGAGAAAAUCUAUUGGACGAUCUGUUUCUGUCACAAGCUCAGGGCCAUUUGUAGCAACGCCUGAAUGGGUCCAGUCUUGGAAACAGAAGCUUCCACUGCAGACGAUAAUGAGAAUGCUUCAAGUUUUAGUUCCUCAAGUGGAAAAGAUUUGCAUAGACAAGGGUUUGACGGAUGAGUCUGAAAUAAUCAAGUUUCUUCAGCAUGGCACAUUGGUCGGUCUUCUACCUGUGCCACAUCCAAUCUUAAUCAGAAAAUACCAGGCCAACAGUGGUACUCAGAUGUGGUUCCGAACUUAUAUGUGGGGAAUUAUUUACCUCAGGAACAUUGAUCCCCCAAUCUGGUAUGAUACGGAUGUCAAACUGUUUGAAAUCCAAAGAGUAUAAAAUUUUGGUCCAUCUGUAAGAAUUCUCACCGUCGACGUAAAGCAAAAAGGAUCAGUUACAUUUAUAAUAAUGAUUCUGUUAUCUUUCAUCGAUAAAAGGGAGGAAUAUUUGAAGUCGGCGGCAGUCAAACAUAAGUUAAUUCUAGUUAUAAUAAUGGACAAUUUUGUUCGCGGUUGAAUUCCCAUUAGAGGCAAAUUUGGACUUGCUGAGUCCAUAAUGAUAAUUGAGUACUUAAAAUUUACUUUCUGAUAACGAGUCAGUAAUAUUUAUGAGGUCAUCUACCAUCUACCAAGGUUCUCUUGACCAAAGCAAGAGCUUAAUUUGCAGAUAUGCAGGUAUAAAUAUUCUUAGUCAGGUUUAAGAUGCUACUUUGGGUAAGGGAGAAUACCUUAUCAGGGCGGAGCUGUUGGUCGUCGAAGUAGGUCUCUCGGAUUUGUGUGUAGUUUCGCUCUAGUACCGGUCCCAGUUGUUCAAAGAGCUGAUACUAAAAUAAUGACCGCUAUCCAACAGAUGAAUCGCAGUCAGCGAGGGUCUAGUCGUAUAAAGGGCAGAUAAUGCUAUCCAACGGAAUAGUGAUGGCAAAACGCAUAGCGUUAUUCAGCGGAUAGAGAUUUAUCCAGUGGAUAGCGUUAUCCGACCUUCGAACAACCGGGGACAGAUAUUAACAAAGCGUACUUCGCUAUCCACUGAAGAGAGAUUUAUCCAGUGGAAAUAAGGUCUGUGCAAUAGGACAGAUAAUUUUAGAAUUUUGUGUGUCCUCCUUUCGUUACAUUAGCAGUACUACGCACUAUAUAAUCAGUUCACGACUUGAACUGAGUAGUCCACCCCACCCCCACCCCCUAGGUGGUCACGCCCUUAACAAUUGAUCCGUUUGCUUCUUUUUGAAACCUUUUCGUUUCCAAUAUUAUUCUCCUUGUUAGCUACCACGCUUUUCUAUUUGUGAUGGUUCAGAUAUAAUUUUUUUUCCUAUAUAUAUAUUUAGACUAUCUGCUCAAUGAAAAAUUUCAUUCACGUCCCUUGUCUCUGUUUAACACAACAUUUAUUUUCGCAUUUAAGGGGUCCAUAAGGUAUAUAUAAUAAUCUGUACAUAAUGGAUUUUAAAUCGUAGGUUUUCGUAUAAGGAAUCGCUAUCAGAGUGGUAUACAUCUGCAGCAGGAUAUUAUUUGUAGGUUGAAUUUGUUAGCCCAUAAGUUAUUUAAGAGGAGAAAAGGUUACAUACUUUAAGAAAAUUGAAAUUGUACGAAAUUAUGUUUAGAGUCCAAUCUUGAUCAUUUCCUGGUUCUUUCAACCCUUUAGAGUACAUACUAGUGGCAGAGAGAACGAACUUGCUUCAAUAAAUACGUG
Molecule: messenger RNA, 3751 nt
Organism: Pocillopora verrucosa
Lineage: Eukaryota; Metazoa; Cnidaria; Anthozoa; Scleractinia; Pocilloporidae
Product: protein HID1
Cellular component (GO): Golgi medial cisterna; membrane; Golgi trans cisterna
Source: RefSeq, a predicted model, not a curated record